Carcharodon carcharias (great white shark) is the source of this 1269-nucleotide messenger RNA. Its product is annotated as AP-1 complex subunit mu-1-like. Gene Ontology annotation, molecular function: clathrin-cargo adaptor activity. The coding region runs from base 1 to 1269 and encodes 422 amino acids. Gene Ontology annotation, biological process: intracellular protein transport; vesicle-mediated transport. Lineage: Eukaryota; Metazoa; Chordata; Chondrichthyes; Lamniformes; Lamnidae. The transcript has 12 exons. The record is from RefSeq and is a predicted model, not a curated record. Gene Ontology annotation, cellular component: clathrin-coated vesicle; clathrin adaptor complex.
AUGGCAUUUUCUGCCGUUUACUUUCUGGAUAACAAAGGACAGGUUCUCAUUUCGCGCAAUUACCGAGGGAAUGUUGAAAUGUCGAUGAUUGAGAAUUUUAUGCCUUUACUUCUAAGCAAGGAGGAGGAUGGAUCCAUAAACCCAGUGUUAGAGAAAGACAAAGUCUACUUUUUGUGGAUUAAAUACAAAAAUGUCUACAUGGUAUGUACAACAAAGAGAAACAUCAACAUUUCAUUAUCCUUCUCAUUCCUUUUCAAAGUAAAACAGAUCUUCAUUGAGUACUUUGGAGAUCUUGAGCAAGAGAGUAUACAGGAUAAUUUUAUUCUAAUGUACGAGCUCCUUGAUGAAAUUAUGGACUUCGGAUAUCCCCAGAUCACUGAAACAGCCAUCCUGCAGGAAUACAUCACACAGGAAGGCUUCAAAUUAAAGCAGGGAGCACCUAGACCCCCAGCUGCUGUCACCAAUGCUGUAUCCUGGAGAUCUGAAGGAAUCAAGUAUCAGAAGAAUGAACUUUUCAUGGACAUCAUUGAGUCUAUUAACUUCCUGGUAAAUGCUCGUGGCACUGUGGUUCAUGGUGAAAUUCUGGGACAGAUUCUAAUGAAUUGCUGCUUGAGUGGGAUGCCUGAAGUCAGUUUGUGUUUUAAUGACAAUGUUCUUUUCAAGCAGAACCAAAGAGAAAAUGUUAAUGUAGUGGACUUUGAAGACAUAAAAUUCCAUUCAUGCGUCCGCCUGUCUCGCUUUGAAAAUGACCGUGUCAUCUCCUUCAUCCCGCCAGACAAGGACUUUGAAUUGAUGUCAUAUCGAGUCACAAAUCGAGUCAGAGCAUUUCUAUUGGUUGAAGCAAACGUGCAGAGAUACACACACAGCAGAAUGGAGAUCACAGCAAGGGUUAAAGGACAGUUUAAAGAGUGCCUGACUGCUACAGAUGUUGCCAUCAUCUUCCCUGUCCCCAGCGAUGCCUCAUCUCCAAAAUUCGGCACAGCUAAAGGCUGUGUAGAAUGGGUACCCGAGGACAGUGUUAUCAUCUGGUCUAUAAAUUCUAUUAAAGGAGGGAAAGAAUUUACAAUGAAGGCACAUCUGGGACUGCCAAGUGUGGAGGCGGAGGAACCUGAAGCAAAACCUCCAAUCAGAGUGAAGUUCAAACUCCAAAGCCUGGCAGCAUCAGGAUUGCAGAUCAAAUACGUACGAAUAAUUGAAAAGUCCACGUACCAGGCAACAUCCUGGGUUAGAUGCCUAACAAAAAGUGGAGAUUUCCAAAUACGGAUUUAA